Messenger RNA from Pyrgilauda ruficollis (rufous-necked snowfinch), 3331 nucleotides. It is a transcript of the gene CCR10, whose product is annotated as C-C motif chemokine receptor 10. Gene Ontology annotation, cellular component: membrane. The record is from RefSeq and is a predicted model, not a curated record. NCBI's taxonomy places the organism in Eukaryota, Metazoa, Chordata, Aves, Passeriformes, Passeridae. Gene Ontology annotation, biological process: G protein-coupled receptor signaling pathway; chemotaxis; immune response. The transcript has a single exon. Gene Ontology annotation, molecular function: C-C chemokine receptor activity. Bases 529 to 1575 code for a protein of 348 amino acids.
CUGUGCUCAGCUGCCUGCAACCUGGAUGAGGCAGGAGCUCCCUAUCUGGGAGCAGGACUGGGCAGUGCAAGGCUGUGCCCACACUGGGGUCCCCAGGGUGGUGUAUGGGGGCUUUGGGCACCUGGGGAUGCUGGUGUGGAUCCCCAAGACUCAACUGCCCGAGGCAGCUGGGGCCACAGGCUGGGUGCACGUGCAGGGACACAGUGCUGUGCUAGGGACACCGUGGCUUGGGUCAUGUCCCUCCACCUGCUCUGCUUUUCACACGGGUGCUCAGGAAAUGUGUGGUGGCUCUUGCAAUGACUGAGCACGGUGAACCUCCCGCUGCUGCGAGGUAGAAACAAACCCCGCACGUAGGGCCAGGGACACCUGGGGGCUGGGGCACACCCGGGCUGGGCUCCCAGCGGUGAGGCUGGGUGGAGAAAGGCUGCCCUGGGUGUGGUUCUGACCUCGCGGCCGGGCCACCCGUGCCGAGCUCUCCUCACUCAGCCUCCCUCUGCACAGGUGACUCCCAGCCCCUUCUCAGAGCUGAUGGCCACCUCUGACUUCUACCCCUGGGAGGACAGCUACUGGGGCGAGGCCACCAUGCUGCCGGAGCUCUGUGAGAAGCAGGCAGUACAGGGCUUGGUCCGCACCUUCCAGCUUGCCUUGUACCCUCUGCUCUUGCUGCUGGGCAUAGUGGGGAACGGGCUGGUGCUGCUCACACACACCCGCUACCGCCAGGCACAUAGUGUCACCGAUGUCUGCCUGCUGCACCUCGCUCUGUCCGACCUCCUGCUGCUCCUGAUGCUGCCCUUCGCCAUCACCGACACGGUGCAGGGCUGGUCCCCAGUCACAGCCGUCUGCAAGGCGCUGCAGGGUCUCUACGCCCUCAACUUUUACAGCGGCUUCCUCUUCCUCACUUGCAUCAGCGUGGAUCGCUACGUGGCCAUUGUGCAGGCGACAACUGCCUGCCGCCUGCGCCCACGAGCCCGCCGGCACGGCUGGCUAGCAGCGGGGCUGGCCUGGCUGCUGGCCACGCUGCUAGCACUGCCCCAGUUCAUCUUCAGCCAGGCAGAGCAGCACCAGGAUCUCCGCCUCUGUCGUGUCGUCUUCCCCCGUGUGGUCUCACGGGCAGCCCGGGGAGCCACCAGCCUGCUGCAGGUGGCGCUCAGCUUCGCGGUGCCGUGCCUGGUGAUGACAAUCUGCUACGCAGCUGUGGCACGGACACUGCUGGCGACCCGCGGUGCGCAGCCCCACCGGGCGCUGCGGGUGCUGGUGGCCCUCGUGCUGGUGUUUGUGGCCCUGCAGCUGCCCCACAGCCUGAUGGUGCUGCUGGACGCGGCCGAGCUGCUGACCAGCUGGGAGAUGAGCUGUGCCCAGAGCCGCAGCAAGGACCUGGCGCUGCUGGUCACCGGCGGGCUGGCGUACCUGCGCUGCUGCCUCAACCCGCUGCUCUACGCCUUCCUCGGCCGGCGCUUCCGCCGAGAGCUGUGGCUGCUCGCCAGCGACGUGAGGUGGUCCCUCGACCCGCGCUGCUUCGGCUGCCCCAGUCCCCGCCGGCGGACAUCGCUCUCCAGCUGCUUGGAGGUGGUGUAGGAGGCAGUGCCCGCGGCCGCGGCAGGGACCAGCUCCCCGCGGACAGCCCCGUCCGUGCGCAGACCUGCCUCGGUGAGCACCGGGACACGGGCAGCGCCAGACAACCCGCACGGCGCCUGCACACGCCUGAGCAGAGGGAAGAGCAGCGCCUGCACGCCCUGCGAGUGCCUUCACUGCCCGGCGACCCGCGGGGCUGCGCUCCCUGCAGAGCCCUGCAAUGUCACCGCGCCGCGGGCCGUGCGAUGUUUCGCGUACUCUGGGGGUCCGGGCGGUGCCGUGAGCGGUUCGGUGGGUGCAACACCGGGGCCAGGCAGGCAGCUGGUUCCCACUCUCACAAUAAACCCCGAACGAGUCCCGGUGGGCGAGCGCGGUCUCCGUGCGGGGUGACGCUGCCCCGGGGGGUUUGUGGGGCCGGGGGGGCUCCUUGGCCACCGGCACCGGCGGGCGAUGCCUGCAGGAGGCAGCAGAAGCUCGCGCUUCCUGCCUGCCCUCCGCUCGUCCCCGCCGCUGGAGGGACAGGGAGCCCCCGGAAAAACCCUCCUUGGGUCCUGCACCCCAGGGCGGGGCAGGGGGAGGUUUGUCUCUCCUCCUUACUCCCCCCACGAGCUCCUGUGCCACGACACAUCCCGGCCCAGAGGCCCUGCGGCACCGGGGUGCUGCGCUGGGUCCGGCCCGGCCCGGACACGUGGCGACCAACAGAUGACCACGGGCUAGGACAUGGCGAGUGACACUUUGUCCCACGGGCUGGCACAUGGUGCCAUGGGCCGGCAGCGCCGGGGCCGUGCAGUGUCCCCCUCACCUGGCUAAGGAAACACUCCAAAGUGCCGGGAGCAGGACUGGGCUCGGCUGUGGUGCAGCUGCUCAUGGAGCCUCCCAGCAGAGCUGGGCAUGCAGGGAAGCACCUCCCGGUGCUGCCGGGCCUGGAGGCUACUUCCUCUUCACCCCCUGCUCUGUUUGGGAUUAGCCCAGGACUCAAGGCUCGACUGGAAGAAGCCCUUCCAGAAGCUUCACCUACUGCCGGGCCAGAAGCAGGUUACUGCUGACUCAGCAGCCCCAGAGGCGGGGUGAUGGGCCUCUGUCCCCCACAGCCCUCGGUGGGGACCAAGAGCCAGAAUCGGGCAGUUUUUGGCCACACAGCACAGCUGCCCCUGUUGCCCACCCAGCCUGUGGUCUGGGGUGGUCCCGUUCCAGUCCUCUGAUGGCCGCACAGCUGGUGGGCUCUGCUGGAUGCUGGUGACUGGCCUGGCUGCACAGCCGGCCCCACACCAGGGGCUCAGCCCCAGGCACGAUCCAGAGCAGGCUGCGUGGGAGGGGAACUGGCAGCCGGCGCUUCCUGCCUGCGCAUCCCAGCAGCCCGGCUCCCAGGGACGGCGCUGACCCGACAGCUGUGGCAAAGCCAGAGCCUUAACUCCUGGGGCUUCGGGAGUGGGGCCAGGGCCUGGACGCUGCCAUGGCACCCACGGCUUGAGGGUGCCACAGACCCUCUGCCACUGGGCACAGCCCGGGGCUGAGCUGAGCCACAUAGCUGUGGCAGCGGGUGUGACCCCACCAUGAACGCCUUCCACCAGCUCCUUUGUGGAAAGUUGCUAUGAGGGCCUGCCUUGGCAUGGUGCCCUCCUGCCCACGGUGCCCUUCUGCCCACGGUGCCCUCCAGCCCGAGCACCGAGCCCACGGUGCUGCCCGCUGGCACAAACUUGGCACCACACCGGGCUGAGUCGCCGUGCUGGGACAGGCGCCAGUGCUGCCGCACGCAGGA